This is a messenger RNA of Manis pentadactyla (Chinese pangolin), 1979 nucleotides long. It is a transcript of the gene MAPK12, whose product is annotated as mitogen-activated protein kinase 12. Gene Ontology annotation, biological process: protein phosphorylation; intracellular signal transduction. The record is from RefSeq and is a predicted model, not a curated record. Gene Ontology annotation, cellular component: nucleus; cytoplasm. Lineage: Eukaryota; Metazoa; Chordata; Mammalia; Pholidota; Manidae. Gene Ontology annotation, molecular function: ATP binding; MAP kinase activity. Bases 143 to 1705 code for a protein of 520 amino acids. The transcript is spliced from 14 exons.
GGCUGCGGCGGGGCGGGGCCCGAGCCGACCAUGAGCUCCCCGCCGCCCGCCCGCAGGGGUUUCUACCGCCAGGAGGUGACCAAGACGGCCUGGGAGGUGCGCGCUGUGUACCAGGACCUGCAGCCCGUGGGCUCGGGCGCCUAUGGCGCGGUGUGCUCGGCCGUGGACAGCCGCACAGGCGCCAAGGUGGCCAUCAAGAAGCUGUACCGGCCCUUCCAGUCGGAGCUCUUCGCCAAGCGGGCCUACCGCGAGCUGCGCCUCCUCAAGCACAUGCGCCACGAGAACUUCCUCCUGCUGCCGAGAACUCGGCCCCCUCCCACACCAACCAUUCCUCCCUUGUCCCUCUCGGCCUGGUCCGAGGGCUGGUGGUCUGCCCACCCAGGCCCUGGCCCGCCGUGCUCCCACACAGAGGACCUGCCCCCCCGGGUCAUCGGAGCCGACAGCCUUCUCCUGUGCCCACCAGGAAACUCAUCUCCUCGGUUCCUCAGGGGCUAAGAGGGUGAUCGGGUUGCUGGACGUGUUCACUCCUGAUGAGUCCCUGGAUGAUUUCACAGACUUUUACCUGGUAAUGCCAUUCAUGGGCACCGACCUCGGCAAGCUCAUGAAGCAUGAGAAGCUGAGUGAGGACCGAGUCCAGUUCCUUGUCUACCAGAUGCUAAAAGGCCUGAAGUAUAUCCAUGCUGCUGGCAUCAUCCACAGGGACCUAAAGCCCGGCAACCUGGCGGUGAACGAGGACUGUGAGCUGAAGAUUCUGGACUUUGGCUUGGCCAGGCAGGCAGACAGCGAGAUGACUGGAUAUGUGGUGACCCGGUGGUACCGGGCACCUGAGGUCAUCUUGAAUUGGAUGCGCUACACACAGACUGUCUCCCCUUGCCCUGUGUGUGUCCCCACCCUCCUUGGCCCACAGACCCCUGAUGCAGGGGCUUCUGUCUCAGUGGACAUCUGGUCAGUGGGCUGCAUCAUGGCGGAGAUGAUCACAGGCAAGACGCUGUUUAAGGGCAAUGACCACUUGGACCAGCUGAAGGAGAUCCUGAAGGUGACGGGGACGCCGCCUGCUGAGUUUGUGCAGAAGCUGCAGAGCGCUGACGCGAAGAACUACAUGAAGGGCCUCCCUGAGUUAGAGAAGAAGGAUUUCACCUCCUUCCUGACCAACGCGAGCCCUCUGGCUGUGAACCUCCUGGAGAAGAUGCUGGUGCUGGACGCGGAGCGGCGGGCGACUGCGGCCGAGGCGCUGGCCCACCCUUACUUCGAGUCACUGCAGGACACAGAGGACGAGCCCGCGGCCCACAAGUAUGAUGAGUCCUGUGACGACGUGGACCGCACCCUGGAUGAGUGGAAGCGACCCCUCCCACCCGGACAACUAUGUUCCCCUCAUAUCCCACCGGUGUCACGUAUAAAGAGGUGCUCAACUUUAAGCCCCCCCAGCAGCUGGGGGCCAAGGCCUCCAAGGAGACGGCUCUGUGAAGACCCCUGGGCCCUGACGGGUGCCGGCGAGGAUGUCUUGGAGAUCCCAGCUGGGGUUCCGACCUGGAAGGGGAAUCCGGUUUAUUGCUGUGACCUUGGCUUGGGCUUGCACCCCAGGAGACUCCUCAUUACUUGGACUCCCUCCCCAAGCCUGUUCCCCUGCUCUCAGGCUGCACUGCAGCCUAGCUUUGGAGGCGCAUCUGAACUUUCUGGACAGGACAUCCACCUGGCCUGGGGCUAGCCUCUUGACCCCAUGAGCAGUGGCCCCUUCCCCAGGCUGCAACAAGAAGCCACAGCUGUGGUGGGGCAGGGCUAGGGGUCAAGGACUAGUGUCUGACCCUGCCUGCUCACCAGUGCUGAGAAGAAAGGACAGGGAGGGCGCAGAGCGCUGCCUCAGGGUUGUUGUUCUGGCGGCUGUUGGAGUGGACUCUUACUCUCCUGCACCCCCGGCCUGGAAAGUAAAUUGGCCAUGUGCUGUGCCCAUAUGGCUGGAAGGAAGCAGACCCUUUUGUAGA